Molecule: messenger RNA, 1497 nt
Organism: Aspergillus terreus NIH2624
Lineage: Eukaryota; Fungi; Ascomycota; Eurotiomycetes; Eurotiales; Aspergillaceae
Exons: 1
Coding region: 1-1497 (498 amino acids)
Source: RefSeq, a predicted model, not a curated record
AUGCCCCUAGCAAUGCUUUCUACGCUCUCAACCGAGGUUUUGCAUGAAAUAUUCGGCUAUUUCUGCCUGCACUGCUCUGGACAGCACCAGUCAACCCCACCGCAUGCACAUCGGCUGGACACUCCGCAGGACCCUGACGCGUUGUCCUGGCACUCUUUGGACUGCCAUACACUGUUCUGUCUCUGUCUAGUCUCCAGGCGCUUCUGUACUAUUGCACAGCCUAUUUUAUACCAUGAAUUUGUGCCCGGAUAUGGAGACUCCUGGCGAUCAACUCGGUACACAUGGAAUGGCCGACUUGCUUCUUUCGUACGGACGGUGGCACGACGACGCGAUCUAGCCGCCAAAGUGCGGAGAGUUUAUAUCCACCCGGAUCUCCUGCAAUCCGGCGACACGAAGGAGCGAAAGGAUGCCCUGCGCGAAGCAGCGAAUGCCUUGCAGAUCGAAGACCAGGAGGGGUUGGUUUCUGACGACCUGUUAGCCCUUUUGAUUGCGUUGCUACCGAAUCUCAACCAUUGCAGCCUUCAAAGCCGCAAAACCCGAGUCCAGGCCGUUUGCCCCUCGGCCCUACGUAGAGCCAGGGUUUUGUCUCUGCCUCUGAAAACCCUCGAUGUCGUUUUACACGCACGCUGUUAUGAACGUGAAUUACUGAACCUUGGGUGGCGCGCGGGUGCUCUCCUUGAAGUUGCUACCCAUCUACAGACACUCAACCUCCAUAUGUGUGAAGGCAUCUGGACCGAGUCUCCGUUCCCUUCACUCCCCAACCUCAAAGUCAUUCGCAUCACGCGCAGCAAGCUCACUAAAAAAGGCCUAGAAGGACUGCUUCGCUCAUGUAAUGGCCUGCGGAGCUUUACAUACGAGACGUGUCCUCCAUACAUAUCACUCGACAUUAUUGCCCCAGGGGCCGAUCCCAUAGAUCAAUUUACACCAUGGGAUGCAGUGCGGUGUCUCCGAUGGCACCGCGAAACCCUCGAGUCACUGCACUUGGACUUGCGAAAGCGGGGGGUGUUCCCUCAACCCUCCGGGCUCAUCCAUUUGGAGCGUUCAGAGCCAAUCGUGGACUUUCGAGACUUCAACGCGCUACGACACUUAUUCCUCAACGCCAGCGCGAUCUACGAUUUGAGAUAUACCGAGCCCCCGCCUCUGACCCAGGUCCUCCCGCGUAGCAUCACAUCACUGCAGUUUGUUGGCGACAUAAGUUGCUCUGUCGAAUGGCUAUCAAAUGGGAUAUCCGGCCUCGCGGGUGCUAUCUCCGAAGGACACUUCCCGGAUUUGAAGAAGGUUACCUGCGACACAUACUAUACACUGGAUAAUGACUUGGUGGUGAGUGCCAUGUUUGCAGGUGCCGGAGUGGAAUUUAGCUAUGACCGCUGGCCGUUGAGUAAGGCGACACUCCAUCUACCGGGUGAUCUGACACCGGUACCAUGGGAGGAAGGUUGUUAUUUCCGGGUGGAUACAGAGCUGAUGCCACUGCCAGAUGAAGAAGACUCAGAUUUGUAG